AUGGCGUUGAACACCCAAAUCCAGCAAUAUCAAUUCACGCCACUCAACAAGAUCCAGAGACUUAUGGGCUUUCCCAACGAAGCAUUAUUCGACACAAUUUUCGCUUACCAGAAGCUGCCUAGUCGUACAGAACCCUGCCGUUUAUGGAGAGUUGUUGAAGAGAAUGCGGCUAUUGAGUACCCGAUCUCGAUCGAACUGGAACCAAUGGAAGGGUACUUGGAGUACCGCCUUACUUUCUCGCCUCAUAUCGUACCAAAGGAGCAGGCCGCUCUGAUCCUCGAGCAGCUAGACCACCUGAUGGAGAGCUAUACGUCAAGCACCAGUGCGAUUGAGGCGCACUUCUCCGAACAACUAUACUCUAUCACACCUGCUAAAGAACCCGAACUGCCAUCAGAUGUUAGGUUACUCCACGAGCUGGUCGAGAGCACUGCGACGAAGUACCCGAGGCGCGUCGCGUUUGAGUUCGUUUGCGGGAACGAUCAGGGCUCACGUACUAUUGAGCAAUGGACGUAUGCUGAGCUAGAUGCUGAGGGGAACAGAAUUGCUCACCUUAUCACUGCGCAUGGUGUGCAGCCUGGGAGUCUGGUUGGUGUGUGUUUCGACAAAUGUCCUGAAGCAUCUUUCGCCAUGCUGGGAAUAUUGAAGGCUGGCUGCGCUUAUGUCGCUAUCGACCCUGGUGCGCCUGCUGCACGCCAGGCUUUCAUCGUUGAAGACUCGCGCGCUCAAGCUGUUUUAUCUCUAUCUUCUCAAGCUGAUCAGUUUGAGGGCAGCGUUAGUGUGCCAGUACUGAAGCUUGAUGAGAUCGACUGGCGUUCACUACCAGGAUGUUCGCUUUUGCGCAACGACCGGAUCAGUUCCCAGGAUCGUAGCUACUGCUUGUACACUUCUGGUACUACAGGUACACCAAAAGGCUGCGAGCUGACUCAUGAGAACGCUGUGCAGGCGCUUCUUGCUUUCCAGCGCUUGUUUACCGGGCAUUGGGAUACAGAGUCGCGAUGGCUUCAGUUCGCGUCAUUCCACUUCGAUGUUUCAGUUCUUGAGCAGUACUGGAGUUGGUCGGUCGGCAUAUGCGUCGUUUCAGCACCUCGGGAUCUCAUCUUUGAAGAUCUAGCAAAGACCAUCUCUGAUCUCAAUAUCACGCAUAUCGAUCUGACGCCCAGUCUCGCCCAAAUUCUCCAUCCGGAUGACGUACCCAGUCUUUGUAAGGGCGUCUUCAUCACCGGUGGCGAAAGCCUGAAACAAGAAAUUCUCGACGUGUGGGGUCCAAAAGGCGUAAUCUACAACGGUUAUGGGCCAACCGAGGCAACGAUAGGAUGCACCAUGUUCCCGCGCGUUCCAGCCAAUGGAAGACCCUCCAAUAUCGGCCCUCAGUUUGACAAUGUGGGGUCUUUGGUUCUUCAUCCCGGGGAUGAAGUGCCUGUCCUACGAGGCGGCGUAGGCGAACUCUGUGUUUCAGGAAAACUUGUUGGGAGAGGCUACCUCAAUCGCCCAGAGCUAACUGCAGAGCGCUUCCCUCACCUCGAACGUUUAGGUGCGCGUGUGUAUCGGACCGGUGAUCUCGUUAGAAUCCUACACGAUGACACAUUCCAAUUCCUUGGGCGAGCAGAUGAUCAGGUCAAAUUGCGUGGCCAACGCCUCGAGGUAGCCGAGAUCAACUCCGUCAUCAAGCAGUCCAGCUCGGCGAUCUCUGAUGUUGCAACGCUAGUACUGAAGCACCCAAAGCAGCAAAAAGAGCAACUGGUUGCCUUCCUUGUGUGUGGCAAACUCUCCAGGGCACAACCUCAGGUACAGCUAAGCGACGUCGAGGCGAUGGGGAUCGCGAAGGAAGCCUGUCAUGAGAAACUACCUCCAUACAUGAUUCCCACGCACUUCGUUCCUCUCUCUACGAUGCCAUUGAACAUCAAUAACAAGGCGGAUGCCAAAAAGCUCAAGCAGCUUUACGACGCACUUUCCUCUGGCGAUCUGCAGGCAAUAUCAGCCACUUCAAACGAGAAAGACGAAGUUUGGUCGGAGCAUGAGAAGAAACUUUGUCAAGUACUCUCUCAAGCUCUGGGUGUUAGCGAACAAUCUAUCAGUAAGGAUGCUAGCUGCUUCGAGAUGGGCAUGGACUCGAUCUCCGUCAUCGGUAUAUCGCACACACUCAAGCAGUCAGGCUUCGCAAGUGCUACUGCAUCUGUAGUAAUGCGAUGCCCGACUAUUCGACGUCUCGCCAAAGCCUUGGAAGCUGGCGGCCCCACAGAUGAGGCUCAUGGAUCUAUCCUCGCAGCACAACAAGCUAUUCACGCAGUGCAGCACCGCUACAAACGGUCUGUCGCACAAUCACUCUCUAUCGAAUCCAGCGUUAUCGAUGUCGUCGCGCCAUGUACUCCUUUGCAACAAGGCAUGAUUGCGAGAUCUCUGGAGAGCGAGAACGGACUCUAUUUCAACACUUUCCGUUUCAAGCUACAUGACAGCAUCGAUGAACGAAGACUUGACGCCGCAUGGACAAAGGUGCACGCUUCAAUUUCCAUACUUCGUACGGUCUUUGUCAACACAGAGGAAGGUCACGUGCAGGCAGUUCUCCGUGCUCCUGCCUACACUGGAAUGAUACACACUCCAGCCAAAGAACACCACCUUGCCAAAAGCUUGGAAUUGUUGAGACAACGCUGGCUAGGGCUCAAUCAACCUGACUUUACCCGCCCUUUCGAGAUACAUCUCAUCACCACACCAACGCAGAAGCUGCUGUCUGUUCAUAUCUUCCAUGGACUCUACGAUGGCAACAGCAUCGAGCUCAUCUUCCGGGCCGUCUGGGACGUCUACAACAAUAGGGAUCUACAAUUGCACGCACCUGCCUUCCAUACUGCACUUGCUCAUGGUCCGCUCAGCAUCCCUAACGGGGCGAAGGAGUUUUGGCAGAACCAUCUAGAUAAGCAAACCCUUCAUUUACCCACCAUUUCCGGCGAGGCUAGUCAAGAAGCAGUAGUUAUUACACGUACACUGCCUGGGUUGACCGGCUUUGACUCUGUGCGACGCCAACUUAAUGUUACAUCACAAGCUAUUGCCCAGGCUUGCUGGCUCAGCGUACUUUGCGAGCACGUCCAAGGAGGCGUAACGGCUGGAAUGGUCGUCUCUGGACGCAGUAUCGAUCUUGAAGGUGCAGAUCGCAUCAUAGGGCCAAUGUUCAACACCAUCCCCUAUCAGCAUUGCGCUCAGCGUGGCGAAUCUUGGUCAUCGGCAAUCAAACGAGUGCACGAUUUUAACGUCGGAGCUCAUCCUCAUCAGCACACUCCACUGAGACAAAUCAUGAAGUGGUGCAAAAGAACUCCGAGCCAGCCUCUCUUCGAAAAUCUCUUCGCGUACCAAAUCGCACAGGGAGGUGACGGAUGGGCAAAAAACGAUGCUUGGGAGAUCCUAGACACUGAAACUGUUGCUGACUACCCACUGGCUCUCGAGGUUGAGCAACGGAGGGGUGAUGUGUUCAAGUUGACAUUGGUUAGUCAAGAUCAUGUCGCACAUGAGUGUUUGGCGAAUGAGCUUCUUGAUCGGUUCGAAGAAGCAUUGCGACAGGUCUUAGUAGAUCCGUCUACUAUUCCUGCGGUAACCUUUGAAGAUGGAGCGAUGCAGAACGGUAUACUAUCCGCAAAUGGAAAGAUCAGCAACGGCGACAAGACGAGCGAUUUUGAAUGGACGAGCGAUGCCAUCAAGAUCAAAGAGGAGACUGCUCAACUAUCGGGUCUUGAAUAUUCGAGCAUCAACGAAAACACCUCCAUCUUUGAACUUGGACUCGACAGUAUUGACGCCAUCAAGUUAUCAUCCAAGCUCAAGAAGCGCGGAGUGAACAUUCCCGUAAGCGGCAUCAUGCGCGGGCUGACCAUUGCGAAAAUGGUACAACUCAUCUCGCCCACGGAAACGUCAACUGAAGCGUCUCUUCAGCCAAACCUUGACGCCUACAAAAGAUCAAUGAAGAGGCAUCUCGAACAGCAUGCGUUCAACAACACCGAUGUUGAGAAAGUUCUACCCUUGACACCCUUGCAAGAAGCUAUGGUGGCUGAGAUGAUUGCGUCAGACUACACAAGAUACUACAACCAUGAUGUACUCGAACUGGAUCCCAAUACAGACGUCAAAAAGCUCCAAGAGGCCUGGACAACAGUCGUCGCUGCGUCACCAAUCCUACGGACUGGCUUCGUAGAGGUAGAUGACCCGGAACUCGACGAUUCUUUCGUACAGGUCGUCCACAAACAACAUCAUGACUUCUGGACGCAUGUCGAAUCAGAGGGCAGGCCCGAAUUUGCCUCAAUCUUCCGUAAACUUCGACAUGAUUCCCUACAGAAUUCGCUUUCGACACCCCGCUUCCACCUUGGCUUCGUGGAGACAUCUGGCCAGCGUUACCUUAUUAUCUCCAUUGCUCAUGCUCUAUACGAUGGAUGGUCUCUUGGAUUACUGCAUUCCGAUGUGCAACGAGCUUAUAACAAUCAAUUCACCUCUCGACCAAGCUACGAGGCUUCUCUGAUCAACAUCGUCACAACGUCCGUAUCUGCUUCCGCAGGCUUUUGGCAAGAUUAUCUCUCUGGAGCCAUUACAAGCUCUUUUCCCCGACGAACAAACAUCUCUAGCGAAAGUGGCAGUCAUGUUCAUCGCCACGAACGAAACAGCGCAGUGGUACUGGAUGAGCUCCAGACGUUCGCGAGAAGGCGUAAUGUGUCAUUACAGACUAUCGGCCAAACCGUCUUUGCUCUCGUUACUUCUCUCUACACCAACAGUCUGGAUGUCACCUUCGGCUCUGUACUAUCCGGAAGAGACGAUGAGGAGCGAUCUCAACUAAUGUUUCCCACUAUGAACACGAUCGCGAUACGGUCAGUCCUGCACGGAUCUGGAGGAGACAUGCUGCAUUACAUGCAAGACAACUUCACAAACAUCAAGCAGUGGCAACACUACCCACUUCGGAAGGCCCUAUCGGCAGCAGGUGUUGAUGGAAGACUGUUCGAAAGUCUAUUCAUCUACCAGAAGGGCUUCGCGUCAGAGGAAGAGGAGGGACAGAGGCUGUACACCAGCAUCGAGGGUCAUAGUGACGUUGAGUAUCCGGUGUGUGUAGAAAUGGAGGCAAUGGACAAGAGCUUGGUUUGGCGUUGUGCGGUGAAAGAGGAAGUAUUCGACGAAGAGGCUUCAAAACAGCUCCUCGAUCGAAUGGAUGACGUGCUUAGGCACUUGAUGGAACAUCCAGAGACAUCUGUAAUUGAGGUCACUACGAAUGGCACAUCAGUAUGCGGUAUGCCGGCUUUCAAGCAGAGACAAAGUCGUGCGACAAGCAGCCAUGAGGUAGUUGACGACGAAGACGCUAGGGAUCCACCAAGCACCGAAACAGCCAUCAAGAUACGCGAGUCUCUGGCCUUUGUGUCGAAGACACCCGAAGAUGAGAUGACGAGCGGCAUGACAAUAUUUCACAUGGGGCUGGACUCUAUCAGCGCGAUCAAGGUCUCUUCUCUUCUGCGCAAACAGGGCAUCAUCCUCGGCGUUGGUGAGAUGCUCCGAGCUGGUACGAUUGAACAGAUGGCAAGUCUUGUGGAUUCGCGCACCACACAGCAGCUGGAAACCAGUGCCAAUCCUCAUGAAGUGGUCCGGGAGGCUCUCAAAGAUCUCGAUAGAUCGCACAUCCUAGACCGGGCUCAUAUCGACGAUGCAAGUGUCACAGAAAUUCUACCAGUCACCGCCGGACAGCUAUACAUGCUGUCGAUGUGGCUAAAUAACAAAGGCAGCAACUUCUACGCCGAGUUCACAUACGCUAUCUAUGGAGGUAUUGGUCUCAACGACCUCAACAAUUCGUGGCACGCCCUGGUUGCGACAAGUCCGAUUCUGCGGUCCUCCUUCGUCACGACUGGCGAUCAUCAGAUACCCUACGUAGCAGUCGUGUUGAAAGAUCUGGAGAGCUCUGUCACAGAUAUCACUGGCUGCACACAUGACGAAAUCCGCCAGCGCGUCCAGACUACAACGACCAUGCAGCCUUGGGCCUACCUCUUCGCCUCACAAACUUCCAGCGGCUGGGCGUUGAAGCUGAAGAUCCACCAUGCAUUGUACGAUGGUGUCAGCUUACCUCUUUUGAUGCAGAAAUUGCAAGCCAUUUGCAACGGCGCUGAAGUCGAUCCGCCAGACAAUACACUUGCCCAGAUGGUCGCUAAAGGGUACGGGACAUCGGAAUUAGAGAAGAAGAAGAGCUUCUGGACUCGGUAUCUCGUGGACUUUGCCCAGAAGCUCUUGAUGCAGCCUGCUGAGAGCCCCAAAACGAGGACACAGCUCUUCAAGCCAGCCUUGUUCGCAACGCCCAACCUGGAGGCAGCUGCGCGCCAACGUGGUGUUUCAACGCAGUCCAUCUUCCUCGCUGCGUACGCAAAGGUUCAUGCUGCGAGCACAUCGGGCACUGCAGAUGAAGACGUGAUCAUUGGUGUCUACUUGGCCAAUCGCUCGCUGCCUAUCAAUGGCAUUGCCUCGGCUGCUGUACCAACAGUCAAUCUACUACCACUACGUGUCAGUAAGCCGCUCAAACGCCAGAUGGUAGAGAUGGCUGAGGAUAUCCAACGCGACCUGCAAGAAAUCAGUGAGCCCAUGAACGCUUCUGCUAGCCUCUUCGAGAUCAGCGAAUGGACAGGUGUCAAGGUUGACACUUUCGUAAACUUCCUAUCUCUGCCGGAUACUCCAGAGGCGGAGGGAGAGGCCCAGAAUAAGGACUCAAUCACUAUCGAACCGACUCAACAAUGGGAGCAGUCGGUCAGUAGGGUGACCGAAGUGGAGGAGCACAGCUUGGAACCACCUGCUGAACUGGUGGACGAGCGUGUCAAUGGCGCAUAUUUGCAUGCUAUCGAUAUCGAGGCGACCAUCCGCAAUGGCGCCUUAGAUGUGGGCGUCUUCGCACCAACCGCGAUGCUGAGCCUUCACGAUGGCGAAGAGCUGAUAAACGAGCUGAGGAGACAGCUGGAAACGCUCUGA
Messenger RNA from Alternaria viburni, 6957 nucleotides. RefSeq names its product NRPS. Gene Ontology annotation, biological process: amino acid activation for nonribosomal peptide biosynthetic process; secondary metabolite biosynthetic process. Gene Ontology annotation, molecular function: catalytic activity; phosphopantetheine binding. NCBI's taxonomy places the organism in Eukaryota, Fungi, Ascomycota, Dothideomycetes, Pleosporales, Pleosporaceae. Gene Ontology annotation, cellular component: cytoplasm. The record is from RefSeq and is a predicted model, not a curated record. The coding region runs from base 1 to 6957 and encodes 2318 amino acids. The transcript has 2 exons.